Molecule: messenger RNA, 1858 nt
Organism: Argiope bruennichi
Lineage: Eukaryota; Metazoa; Arthropoda; Arachnida; Araneae; Araneidae
Product: FMRFamide receptor-like
Exons: 1
Coding region: 192-1322 (376 amino acids)
Biological process (GO): G protein-coupled receptor signaling pathway
Cellular component (GO): membrane
Molecular function (GO): G protein-coupled receptor activity
Source: RefSeq, a predicted model, not a curated record
CUCAGCAAUCAAUUAACUUCUGAAAAUAAUGUUGGAAUGUUCAUUACAAUUUUUUGGUUUUAAAAGUAAAAAUCCCAUAUCUAAGAUGAAACUUAACAACAGAAUUCAGAUGUUUUUAAAACCUGCUGAAUAUUGUUUGAAUUUUUCGAAUGAUCUUAGAAUUUAAAGGUGGUAUUUAAUACAAAGAAAAUAUGAAUUCUUCUCACUGGACUGCGACAAGAAAUGCCCUGCUCCGAGAAUUCCUCAACAUAACAGAGCCCCUGCAGCAUUUCGAUCCUCUGCCUGAAGUAUCCACUUUCGAAUUCAUUACAGAAGGAGCUCUCAUAACCACCAUAGGAUUUCUCGGUGUUAUCGCCAACAUCGUGUCUCUGGUCAUUCUCUCCAGACCUCAGAUGAGAUCUUCUGUAAACUGUGGUUUACAAGGAUUGGCUGUAUUCGACACUAUUGUCCUGAUUUGUGCUGUUCUGAUGCUUGGCCUCAACAAGCUAGGCAGCAGAGUACAGUUUCUGAAGUCAUACACAGUCGACGUGUCACCUUUCAUAAUACCCAUUGCAUAUCCAGUGGGUCUUAUUGCCCAAACAGGAUCAGUUUGGACAACGGUAGCUGUAACUGUCGAGCGUUAUAUUGCAGUUUGCCACCCACUGAAAGCCAAGUCAUUAUGCACCUACAGAAGAGCAAGAUCUUUCAAUCUUUUCAUCACAUUAAUGGCCAUUUUCUACAACAUUCCAAGAUUCUGGGAAGUGGAACACACCGAAUAUUUUGCACCAGAUAUGAAUCGCACAGUGUAUAAAGUGGUUGCAUCACAGCUGAGGGUGAAUAAGCUGUACUACGAGGUUUACCACAUUUGGCUGUAUCUCUUAGUUAUGUAUUUCAUUCCCUUUUUGGUGUUGAUGGUGUUUAAUAUCUACAUUUGGCAGACUGUCCGUCGCGCCAACAGAGAAAGGCAGACCCUGAGUCGCAAGCAAGAAGGUGAAUUCAGCCUGGCUAUGAUGCUGCUGUGUGUUGUAAUUGUCUUUCUGAUCUGUAAUAUUCUGGCUCUUCUCAUAAAUAUCAUUGAGUACUUCGACAUUUUUCUGCCCCCGCUGGUUCGAGUUUCAAAUCUCUUGGUGACGAUCAACUCAUCAGUGAAUUUCGUCAUCUAUUGCAUCUUUGGCAGGAAAUUCAAAAGAACAUUCCUCGUGUUGUUUUGCAAGUACCCCAUUCAGCGAGCUAGCAUCAAUGAUAGUUUCCAGGGAAGUACUUGGAUACGUUUCAGAACCAUCAAAUCUUCAACUGGAUCUCUUAACCAUUCCAUCACUGGAAAUGGACAUUGCCAUAUUUAAAGGAAAGAAGAGGAAUUCAAUGACAAAAAAAUUAUUUUUAUCUGUUUUUUGGAUCAUGUAUGUUGUAUUUUGUGGAUUAUUACUUCCUUUAUAGAAAUUUUAAGCAUUUUGUCAUUGUGAAUUCGUAAGUUUUGUUACUACAUUAAUUCAAGUAACAAAGUUGGCUUUUUCAUCCCUCGAAAUGUGACUGAUAUGCAUCCAUAUGUACUGUCAAAUUUUAUGUCAAGUAUUCAUGAGGGAAAAUAUUACUCAAGUGAGAAACAUUCUGAUUUUUGUGGGGUAUGUAUAAGUGUUGCUGCUUUCCUUGUGGAGAGUGUAAGUAUUUUAUCAUUGUGAAUUCAUAAUUCUAUUUGUUAUAACAAAAGCAGGAUUUUCAUCUUCUGAAACGAGACUGAUAUGAAUCCAGCUGCACUGUUAACCUUGAUGUCAGGUAUUUGUAACUGUAUAAGUAUAUUGUGAUAUGUAAAAUAAUAAAUGUUUGCGAAAAUUCUUUCUGUUCUGCAUUCAUUACUUUCCUCUUCAUGUGUAGUUAUAUA